Messenger RNA from Mastomys coucha (southern multimammate mouse), 2329 nucleotides. RefSeq names its product ankyrin repeat domain 49 (gene Ankrd49). The record is from RefSeq and is a predicted model, not a curated record. NCBI's taxonomy places the organism in Eukaryota, Metazoa, Chordata, Mammalia, Rodentia, Muridae. Bases 235 to 954 code for a protein of 239 amino acids. The transcript is spliced from 3 exons. Gene Ontology annotation, molecular function: protein binding.
AGCCAUUGAUGGCAUGACGUCACAGACUGUCUAGAUUCUCAUUGGCUACAGAAUAGCUCCGUCCCUUCACAGGAGCCAAUCCUGAGCAGCGAAGGGGCGAACCCGGAAACGAAGUUCUCUGUGAGGUUCUCCCUGAGAAAGGUUGGAAAGAUUCAAACAAUGCAGACAUAAUUCAUCUCUUUAAAGAUUGCACCUUGGAACUUGAAAUGCUUUUUAUUUAGAAGAGUAAUAAAAAUGGAAGAAGAAAAAGUCAAGGAUGAUGAAAAACCAGACCUGGAAAACUCUGUGGACUUCUCUGAACAGUUUAACCAGCUUGAAUUGUUGAAAACACAUGGACACCUGAUUCCCACUGGUACUCAGAGUCUCUGGGUAGGCAAUUCUGAUGAAGACGAGGAGCAGGAGGAAAAAAAUGAAGAGUGGUAUCAAUUGCAAGAAAAAAAAAUGGAAAAAGAUCCAAGCAAAUUGCUUCUUUGGGCUGCUGAAAAAAAUCGGCUUGCUACAGUGCAGAGACUACUCUCUGAGAAGGCCGCUGAAGUGAACACUAGGGAUGAAGAUGAGUAUACUCCUCUUCACCGAGCAGCCUACAGUGGGCAUUUAGAUGUUGUUCGUGAGUUGGUGGCUCAGGGGGCAGAUGUUCAUGCUGUGACUGUGGAUGGCUGGACACCACUGCACAGUGCUUGUAAGUGGAACAAUGCCAGGGUGGCCUCUUUCUUACUUCAGCACGAUGCAGACAUCAACGCCCAAACAAAAGGCCUUUUGACCCCUUUGCACCUUGCUGCUGGAAACAGAGACAGCAGAGACACCCUGGAACUCCUCCUGAUGAAUCGUUACAUCAAACCAGAGCUGAAGAACAACUCACAAGAAACUGCUUCUGAUAUCGCCAGGAGGACAAGCAUCUAUCACUACCUCUUUGAAAUUGUGGAAGGCUGUACAAACUCUUCACCUCCGUCUUAAUGACUCUAGUAAUUUUCUUAAGUUUCAAAGUACCAGUGCCUCCCAUGUGUGAGAUAUAAAAUACUCCCGUAUACAGAGAAAAGAUGUCUCACUACAGAAAUUCUGUUGUACGCAUCACAGCUUCCUUCCAAGUGAGCUGCCUGACCUUGAUGCCAUAUGUAUUUGAGAGGUAUUUGGGUACAUCUGUGGUGAUUUCUGCAGUGUGUGAUUUUUAUCAAAAGUAAUUUUACUGGACACGGGUAGUACAGAAACUAAGGAUAUUUUUUGGUGCUGAUCCAAGAGAAAAGUAUUUUUAAAUAUCCCACACCCUGGGUCUUUGUUCAGUUUAGCAUAUUGACUUGUAUUUUUUAAAGCUAACUCCAAAUUUUCAUCUUCAACAUACUGGUGCAGUUCAGCUGUCUUCUCUGCAUCUCUAGUUUCUUUCAUUCUAAACAGAAACACUAAAAAAUUAGUGACUUAACAUCUUUGUAAGUUUUAAAAAAAUGAUGGAAUGUUUAGAUGUUUUGUUUUUUAAGAUGUAGGCCAUUCUGAGACAAGCAGUUAAGGAGAUGUUUAAUCCUUGAAUGUUUUACACUGCCUCCCCCACCACAUUCAUAAUCCUGUGGACAGUCCUACCUCACCCUGGUCAACCCAUGUGACCCUUACUGUUAUGGCCAGACAGUGUCUCCAUUUAGACAUGCACAAAACUGUAUCUUGGUCCAAAAGAUUAAAACUGCCCUCCGAAGUGUUCACCUUUCUCUCCUGCUGGAUUGGGCAUUACUCAUGAGUUCCAGGAAAUGUCCAGCACUAUCCCCACGGCCCUCAUUUUCUACAAGCCAUGACAAAGGAAAAAGGACAAGGAAUUCUAACAGUGAGGAAUGAUUGUCAUAUGGGACCAGAACAUCAAGUGGCUCAGGCUUUUUUAAAACAGAAAACAAAAACAAAAACAAGCAACCAAACAAACCAGAAGAAGAAAAGAAAAAAAAAAAAAAAAAAAAAAAAAAAAAAACAACUUAGAGUAUGGAUAGUAACACAGAGUGUAAAUACAAAUAGAAUAUAUAAGUUUUGACAGUACAGAAGGCAACUUGAAUAUAACUUCACCAGAUCUAUGGCACAUUUGUUCAAAUUACAUUAACUUCUUGGUGCCUGCAACAUAGUUUUUGAUGGACUCCCAACCCUCUAUAUUCCUGAGGGGUCUUCUGAACAUGAGAACUUGAAACCUAGGAAAGGGACACUGAGGGCUCCUUGUCAACUUAGAAUUACCUAGUAAAUACACCUCUAGCAUGUCUGGAAGGGAGUUUCUUGAAAAGUGUAACUGAAGAAAAGAUAUGCAUCCAGAUGUGGGUGGCACUAUCACCUGGGCUCAAGUCCCAGAUUAAAUAAAGAGAAAGCAAGC